This is a messenger RNA of Dermacentor silvarum, 847 nucleotides long. RefSeq lists its product as uncharacterized. The transcript has 3 exons. NCBI's taxonomy places the organism in Eukaryota, Metazoa, Arthropoda, Arachnida, Ixodida, Ixodidae. The record is from RefSeq and is a predicted model, not a curated record. The coding region runs from base 21 to 734 and encodes 237 amino acids.
UCCAGCUAUGGGUGGAGCGGAUGCAUGCAGAGAAGGACAAUCCAGUAUUAUUUUUCAAGCACCAGGGCCAGCCAGACAAAGCCGACAUUCUUGACCGACCACCUCACGACCUUCUUGAUGAAAAGGAUUUCAUGCUGGCCAUUAUGACGGAGCCCCAGCAAGAGCUGUUUAAGAAGCUCGGCACUGACCGUGUCUGCAUAGAUGGCACCCAUGGAACAACAGGCUUUGACUUCCAACUCGUCACAGUCCUUGUCGUGGAUGAAUUUGGCACGGGAUUUCCCGUAGCUUAUUGCAUCACCAACCGCACAGACCGAAAGGCCAUGGCAACAUUUUUCGCAUCGAUCAUGUCUAAAACUGGGCAAAUAGCAGCAAACGUUUUCAUGACAGAUGAUGCUCCCUCAUUCUACAAUGCCUGGACUGAAGUAAUGGGACCGCCUCAACAUCGGCUGUUGUGUGCGUGGCACGUUGACAAAAACUGGCGUGAGAGUGCCAACAAGUACAUCCAAGACAAAACCCUGAGGGCUUUCACCUACAAGAUUCUUCGAACAGUGAUGGACGCUCCUGACGCAGCGUCAUUGAAGAACCGUCUCCUCUCUACGAGUGGUGUCAUAGAGAAGGGGCAACAGAGCCAGGCCUGCUCAGAUUUAAAGAAUAUUUUGAAAGUAACUACGGAAAUCGCACAGAGGUUUGGGCAGCCUGUUUUCGCGCAACUACUGGAAUUAAUACAAACAUGAGACUUGAGGCAUUACAUAGGGUGAUAAAGUACUGCUAUUUACAUGGAAAGACUAACAAGAGAGUCGACAAAUUGAUAUCGGCACUCCUAAAACUCACUAGAAACAAAGUUUUU